AUGACAGGUCUGAAAGACGAUGAAUGCAGAACAAAAUUCCGCCAACGUGUGUCUAUUCAUGUUGGAGUACGGACCAGGAAGAAGCUUAGCGAUGCGAAUUCCUUCACAAAGUGCAUCCAGGAAGCUGCAAGGGAAACGCUCCCGGUUCUAUUGCCGCAGAAGAAGUUUGCCUUUGCAUCUGCGGAAACAAAGUCCACAUACAAUUCUGUAUGUGUCGCGCGCAGCGCUGAUGACUUCAACCAGGAAAAGCGUCUUAGAAGGAAGCUGCGUCGUCAGCUGCAAGAAGACCGUGAUAACGAGUGGACGAGAGCGAUGGAGUUUGAGAAAUCGUGGGUGGACAGGAACCUUAGAAAGUUUAUGCUCUACUAA
Necator americanus (New World hookworm) is the source of this 369-nucleotide messenger RNA. RefSeq lists its product as uncharacterized. Bases 1 to 369 code for a protein of 122 amino acids. The record is from RefSeq and is a predicted model, not a curated record. The transcript has a single exon. Lineage: Eukaryota; Metazoa; Nematoda; Chromadorea; Rhabditida; Ancylostomatidae.